Molecule: messenger RNA, 3646 nt
Organism: Schistosoma margrebowiei
Lineage: Eukaryota; Metazoa; Platyhelminthes; Trematoda; Strigeidida; Schistosomatidae
Source: the annotation of a GenBank genome assembly
UUCGACCUUUGUCAGAGAAAUCUUCCUAUUGUAAUUGGUCGGUGAUGUGAUGGGAUGAACAGGUGAAUUGUUUUUUAGAGAGCCAAUGAAUCUUCAUUGCACCAGCCUUUCGUGUUCCUGUUUAUGUCGUUGAAAUUACCAUGGUUCUUGUUUCGAAUUAUGAGCAGUAGGAUCAAGGAAUUAGAGUGGUUUCCAACUGUCGAGUAUAAGCAGUAUGACUGCGGAUCCAACAUAGUCGGUACGCCAGAUAAAAUAUUUUUUUAAAGUUGUAGGUAUCAUUCAGUGUGACUAAAUAGAGCUUUUCAUUAACGUGUGUUAUAAUUGCGUCAUUGAGAAAAAGACUUUUGUUUUAAGGUAACCUCUAAAUAUUGUAAUUUAUUUCUGUAACAAUUUAGUGCUAUUUAUUUAUUAAAAUAAAAUUCGUACUGUGGUGGUUUUAAUUUAACCUUCACAUCUAUUCCAAUAUUAAUUAAUAAAAUUUCAUAGUUUAAAUCACGAACUAUUUUAAACCAGUGUUCAUGUCGGUUGUAAAAUAGUUGCACAUUAUUGGAUGUUGGCUCAGUAGUCUAAAGCUUAAGGGUUGCGCACGAAAUAAAUGAUCCUAAGUCCGAUUCCCAGACCCAGGAUCGUGGGUGCGCACUCGUCAGGAUUCCGAUAAUAAGUCGAGACGGCCGUCCGGUGAUGUUUCCAAAUAAACGUUUGUAACUUUCCGUUGGUAAUAUCCACAACUGAGAUUGAUUAUCACUCUCAGUAGAUUUAUUUGUGCACCUUGAGCGGAUUACCUAUAUAUUAUUUGAUCUCACAAGUUUUAGUUUACUAGGUGUUUAAAUAUCAAUAAAAUGCAGGUUUCGCGUUUCGUCGUAUUUGAGAGUCAUCAACUGAAGGUACCUAGAUCUUGGUGUUGGUGUUGAGACUGAUCAUUUACAGUCUUGAGUAUCAACAAAAGGAAACUACACUUUAGAAGCUGUCCUUAGAUACAGUAGCUUAGUGAAUAACACGUGUAUUUGAAGGAAAAUGUGGCGAGUUCGAGCUUCAAUAUCAACGUUAGAUUACGGGUCCAUAAGUCUAAUGAGUCUGAAAUGGGAUGGGACGAGUAUCAUAAAUUCCACUGCUAAGCACGUAUCAAGUAUACUAAAAGUAUUUUAUACUUUUCGAUAAACAAAGUAUUUGGAACCGACGCAAAAAUAAUUAUACAAACCUCAGUAAAUCGGUUUUUUGGUUGAUAUAGAAUUCUAGAAUUUAAUGACUGGUUGAUAUUAUGACUUCAUGAUUUUAACUGUUGUAACAAAUUUGACAGUUUACGGGAAAUAAUGAAAAGUAUUGUUUUUGCUUACGUAACUCUUCAUCUUUUGUGUUAUGUUCUUGUUAACACUGACAAUUUUUCUGUAUUGUACACGGUUUUAUCUACUUUUUUUCUUUCUACUGAAUCUCAUUCCACAGCUUUGCCAGUAUCGAAAUUUAAUUUCCAAUCAAGAAGAAAUACACUUUUUGAUAAAUCAAUCACAAUAGGUCAUACCAGUGGAUACAUAUCUGGACCGUAUACAUCACCAGCUUUACAACAUGAUCAACAUUUUCUACCUUUUCCAAAUCCACACCUUCAAAAUCAUCCUCAAGAAAGUCAUCAACAACGGCAACAACAACAGUCUGUUGAUAUUCCUACUGGUCAAUCACGUUGUGAUCCCGGUGGAUUUUCACAAUAUCAUCAUUAUCAAAAUAAUUUUGUAUUUCCAUCGGCCGGUUCAUGUGAUCUUGAUGCUACAAUGUAUUUACAUAAUGACUCUGAUCGACGUGGUUUUACGGGAUAUUUCGGAUCGAAUUGUCAACACAUACAAAAGCAAACACUAUCGACCACACCAGGUAUACCUAUGGCACCCUUAGCCGUCAGUUAUUGGUCAUGUACAUAUCCCAGUUUACCAUCUCCAGAUUAUCCUAUUCAACACUCAGAAAUGAAUCGCAACCCUACUAAUGUCAACACAAACAGUCGACAACCAUGUCAUAUUCAUGAACAUUGUCCUUCGGACAAUGUAAUAUCUCAUAGUUUUAUAAAUAGUUUACCACAAUCAAAUUAUACAACACCGUUGAUGAUUCAUUCACCGCGACAACAAUGUCCUCAGAGUAAUCAAUAUUUACCAUUCCAUGGAAAACAACUUGCUACAUCGAAUAAGUUGACAAGUCAAGUCCGUAUUAACACUGUUAGUAACUUUCAUAACACUAAUCAAUCGCGUCGCCGUUAUCAUCAAAAUGGUAACACUAAUAGUGGUGGGUCCGUUGAAGAGUUUAAUAAAAGGUUACAAAAGCAUUCAUCAGGCGAUGAUAGUGUUCUUCACCAUCAUAAAUCAGAAGAAUUUAUUCACAAUAGUAUAAUUACUGAUGAUAACGAUAAAAAUUAUAUUAAUGAUAAUAAUAAUAAUGAUAGUAAUAAUAAUCAUUCACUUUCUAUCGGUGCGUUAAAACAAAACCCUACCAAUGGAAUAAAGAAAUAUCAUUCUGAAAAGUGUAAAACUAUCAUUACUACUACUACUAGUAGUAGUAGUAGCACUCACAAUACUACUGCUUCUACUAAUCAUAUAGGUCAUCAUCAACAGCGAUUCAAUGGUCAAGCAAGUACCAAUGAAAAUGUUGUCAUUACCUCUCGUAGCAGUCAUAAUUCGAUUCGUGCUAUUAACCCUACUGAUAUUGCUAAAACAAAUAAUAAUGAUGAUAAUAAUAAUAUCCGUAAAAGUACUAAGAAUUGUUUAAAUGAGCAGGAACAACAGUACCAACACGAUUAUUAUGAUAGUUAUACAACUGGGAUGGAAAAAGUUAACACUGUGCCUCGUAAUGAAUAUAAAAAGAAUAGUUUUAAGUCUAGGACUAAUCAUACUAAUACCACUACCAAUGCUAAUACUUAUAUUAGUCAUAAUAAUGCCAUCAUUACAUCAACUAUUAACUCUGUUACAAGUAGAAUUAAAACAAUCAAUCAAGAUAAAAAGAAUUUAAUUAAAAAUACUGAGGUUAUUAUAAUAAAAAGUACUCCGUCUAACAGAAAAUUAUCUGAUUCAAAUUUAAAACCUAUUGGAUUAGUUACAGAUGAAACAGAGUGGCCAAGACUUGGAACUAGUGUGAAUUCACUUCAAACAUCAACUGUCAAUAAUUCUCAACGAUCGUCAUCUAAAUUAAAUGUUGUUCUGAAUGAUGAUGUUGGUGAUGAUAAUAAUAAUAAUGCUCAAUCGAUAACAUUAUCACAUAAUUCCAAAUCUAAUUCACUUGAUAUUGAUAAUAAUAAUAAUAAAGUUGAGAUCAAUCAUCAAUCAUCAUUGUCAACAUUCAAAUUGACCGGAUGAAAAAUGUUCCUGAAUCUCCAUGAAAUUCAUUGAGAAAAUCUUUUUUUUCAAGAAAAUAUUGUAAAACAGUUUGUUUUCUCAUUCAUUAUUCAAUUUGUUUUUAUUUUGUUUGUUAAAAUUAGGAAUUUUUAUUCUUUUUUAAAAGAAAAAUAUUUUUCAUGAUUCGUUGUUUAUUCCAUCGUUUUAUUGAUUUCUAUGUUUACUGCUUUUUAUCUUUAUUUCAUUUUCUUUUAUCUUUUAAUGUUUUCUUUAAUGGUUAAACUUUUUUCUUGUUGUUGAUUAAAACUGUUAUGAAGAAGGGAAUAACAAUGUUUUGUUAUUGU